AGCCUGUUUUGCGUCGCAUGGUAUGAAAUAUUAGCUUUAAACAUAUCGUGGCAUCGGUCUUCUCUUUGCUCUAUGCAAAUGUCAAAUGUCAAUUGCGACGACAAGCAACACAAUAAUAAUGGAGGCGUGCAAUGCUGUCGAGCGUGAAGUGGAUAAGGUUCUAUCGAAGUUCGGUGCAAUAAAUGAACAUGCCGAAGCGGUGUUACGCGACCUGAUCAAUCACAUUCAAUCCCUGAAAAAAGAUCUAGAAGAAGCACCAUCUAAUCAAGAACUGACAGCUGGCCAAGUGCAAAUGCUAAAGCAAGCAAUGACAAAAGUACGCGACACUGUACAAAGAUUGGCAACAGAUCAUCGUGAUUUGCAUAGUACAGUAUCAAAAGUGGGCAAGGCAAUAGAUAGGAAUUUUAUUGCCGAUUUUGCGAGUACAAGCAGAGAGGAUGUGUUUUCUGGACCUGAGAAGUCUCAUCUUCUAAAUCAAGUAAUCUGUCAACACUUUUACCGUGAAGGGAUGUUAAACAUUGCCGAUGAAUUGGCAACAGAAGCAGGCAUUAAAACCGAAGGCAGAAAGGAAGCAUUUACAGAGUUAAAUUAUAUAUUAGAUUGCUUAAAACAGAAAAACCUGGAACCUGCAUUAGAUUGGGCUAAAAAACAUAGAGAAGCACUUUUAGAACAGAAUUCUUCUCUCGAGUUUAAACUGCACAGACUACAUUUCAUAAGAUUAGUUCAACAAGGCCCUAGCAAGCAGAGAGAGGCGAUACUUUACGCCCGUCAAAAUCUCACGCAAUUUGUCGGACGUUAUGAGAAAGAAGUACAGUCCUUAAUGGGAACGUUACUUUAUUUGCCACAUGGAAUCCAAUCGUCUCCCUACAGUCACUUAUUAGAUCCGACCUUGUGGCUCGAAAUACACGAUGUUUUCACUAAAGAAGCGUGCACGUUAUUAGGCUUAAGUGUUGAGAGCCCGCUCUCUGUCUGUAUCAACGCAGGAUCCACUGCAUUACCUGCACUAUUAAACAUCAAACAAGUCAUGCAACAGAGACAAGUAACUGGCAUUUGGAGUGGUAAAGAUGAAUUGCCUAUUGAAAUAGACUUGGGAAAGCAAAGUCGUUAUCAUUCAGUCUUUGCCUGUCCCAUUCUUAGGCAACAGAGUACAGAGAAUAAUCCUCCGAUGAAACUGGUUUGCGGCCACGUUAUCUCUCGAGACGCGUUAAACAAACUCGCUAAUACAAAUAAAAAUCAAUUUAUUUCUAGGUUGAAAUGCCCGUACUGCCCGGCGGAGCAAAAUCCCGAAGAUGCGAGACUCAUUUACUUUUGAAUUCUGUGAUAUAUAUUAUAUAUGGUAAUGUAUAAAUAUAUAUAUGUGUGUGUAUAGGAGUUAUAUAUACACAUGUAAGAAAGCUAGUUUUGCAGUUUCUUUGUAAUUGAUUAUAUCAAAUGCAAAAGAAUUUAUAACAGAGUAUACAUGCAAUAACUAAAGAAUUGUAAAAUCCCAUAUUCUACAUGAUUGAUCAUCAAAGAAUUUCAUUGCUCCAAAUUUUAUUUUUGUUAUUGAUACCAAGAUUAAUUCUACUUGUUCCACAAAAUGCAAGUGUAAGUUUGUUAAUUGCAUCAGUCCUUGCAAUCUUUAAAAAAAAUUAGUUCUCAAAUAUUGAAAGAAAAAAAAAAACACGGAGGAACUGUGAUAGUUUUAAUAUUUGUGAAGUAAUUGUAUAAUUAUGCAAUUAUAUAUUGUUGGUAGACUAUAUAUAUAUUAUAUACAUGUAUGUACUAUUCUAAGUUUAUAUAAAUGACUUCAGCUUUGUAUGCGAGUGAUAACUUAAAAGCCAUGUAUGUGUGUAAGAUGCCUAACGAGUUUGUUAUUAGGUCUCCAUAAACUUACCCAUUUCUCAUUUCAAUUGUAUGUAUACUGGCUUGGUUUAAAUGAAGUUAAAUGAAGAUCA
Messenger RNA from Formica exsecta, 1937 nucleotides. RefSeq names its product E3 ubiquitin-protein ligase RMND5A (gene Sou). Bases 86 to 1312 code for a protein of 408 amino acids. The transcript has 7 exons. Gene Ontology annotation, biological process: proteasome-mediated ubiquitin-dependent protein catabolic process. Lineage: Eukaryota; Metazoa; Arthropoda; Insecta; Hymenoptera; Formicidae. Gene Ontology annotation, molecular function: protein binding; ubiquitin protein ligase activity. The record is from RefSeq and is a predicted model, not a curated record. Gene Ontology annotation, cellular component: cytoplasm; GID complex; nucleus.